This is a messenger RNA of Ipomoea triloba (trilobed morning glory), 582 nucleotides long. RefSeq lists its product as uncharacterized. The transcript has a single exon. The record is from RefSeq and is a predicted model, not a curated record. Bases 1 to 582 code for a protein of 193 amino acids. NCBI's taxonomy places the organism in Eukaryota, Viridiplantae, Streptophyta, Magnoliopsida, Solanales, Convolvulaceae.
AUGGUUAUGCAAAAGUUGAAAAUUUCUGAUGAAAUGUUGUUGCCAUCUUCUGGUGACCACAUUGCCACAAUAGUUGAUAGUAUAUUUUCAAUGUUCAAGGACGGUGGUUGCCAGCUACAAUACAUGGAAAAUCGUGCUAUUCUAGUGUCAACACUUGAUGUGGUCAAUGCGGUAAAUGAAUAUAUGAGUGAUUUGUAUGUUGCUCAGAGCAAGACCUACCUAAGUUGCGACACUGUUUGUAAGUCGGAUUCAACAAAUGGUAUACUAUAUGAUAUGCACACUCCAGAAUUUCUAAAUGGGUUGAAAGCUUCUAGCAUACCAAACCAUUAUUUAACUUUAAAGAUUGGAUCUCCUGUAAUGCUGUUGAGAAAUAUAGAUCACUCAAUGGGUUUUUGUAAUGGCACAAGACUUAUCAUUACUAGGUUAUCUGAUCAUGUUGUAGAAGCAAAGAUUGUCACGGGGCACAAUGCCGGCCAUGUCGUCUUGAUACCAAGGAUAAUGUCAAUGACCCCAACUGAUACAAGAUUGCCAUUUAAAUUUCAAAGAAGGCAAUUUCCUCUUAUGCUGUGUCAUAUGCAAUGA